CUCUAGAGUCAUUUUCUCCUGGAAGACCUGGAACCUUUUUAUAUUAACUCAAACCCUAACCACUGCUACACCACCACACUCACAUCCCCCAAAAUGAACCUGUUCGUACUGAGCUUCAUUCUAAGCCUGGAUCUAGUGGCCGUGGCUCUCGGCUUGUCCACUUGCAGCACCUUAGACAUGGACCAGUUCAUGAAGAAGCGCAUCGAGGCCAUCCGAGGCCAGAUACUGAGCAAGCUGAAGCUCAGUCGGCCACCCGAGGACUUUCCAGAGCCGGAGGAGGUGUCCCGGGACAUCAUUGCCAUCUACAACAGCACAAGAGACCUGCUGCAGGAGAAAGCCAACGAGCGAGCGGCCACCUGCGAGCGCCAGAGGAGUGAGGAGGAGUACUAUGCCAAGGAGGUGCACAAGAUAGACAUGCAGCCCUUCUACCCCUCAGAGAAUGUCAUUUCUGCAACUCACUACAACCCGUACUUCAGACGGCUCAGGUUUGAUGUGAGCUCCAUGGAGAAGAACGCUUCCAACCUGGUGAAGGCUGAGCUGAGGAUCUUCAGGCUACAAAAUCAAAAGGCUCGUGUAUCAGAGCAACGCAUUGAGCUUUAUCAGAUUCUGGGCCAUAAAGACCUCACAUCACCCACACAGCGCUAUAUCGACAGCAAGGUGGUGAAAACACGAACAGAGGGCGAGUGGCUGUCAUUUGACGUGACAGAGGCAGUCAGCGAGUGGCUACUACACAGAGACAGAAACAAUGGAUUUAAGAUCAGCCUGCACUGUCCCUGUUGCACGUUCGUGCCAUCAAAUAAUUUCAUCAUACCAAACAAGAGUGAAGAGCUGGAGGCUCGCUUUGCAGGGAUUGAUGACAGCUUCAUCCAUGGUGGCGAGAUAAAGUUUAAAACCCGACGUCACAGUGGCCAAUCACCACACUUGCUUCUCAUGUUGCUCCCAUCCUACCGUCUGGAGUCCCAGCACAAGAGCCACAGACAGAAACGAGCUCUGGACGCUGCCUUCUGCUCCAGGAACGUCCAGGACAACUGCUGCCUGCGCUCACUCUACAUUGACUUUAAGAAGGACCUGGGAUGGAGGUGGAUCCAUGAACCGAAAGGUUACAAUGCUAACUUCUGUGCAGGAGCAUGUCCUUAUCUGUGGAGUUCCGACACCCAACACAGCAAGAUCCUUGGCCUGUAUAACACCAUUAAUCCAGAAGCAUCAGCCUCUCCAUGCUGCGUGUCCCAGGACCUGGAGCCUUUGACCAUCCUUUAUUUCAUCGGCAAGACUCCCAAAAUCGAGCAGCUUUCCAGUAUGAUCGUGAAGUCCUGCAAGUGCAGCUAGGAACUGGCUACAGCUGCGACAUAUCAUUAUCACACACUCACACACAUGCACACACACACGCACUAUCAUUCAAAUACAAUCACAGACUGUUCUUGUUUGUGCUGGUAUACAUCAUGCUGUGCAGACAGGAGACAGAAUUGUACAGAACAUUUCCUCUAAACGACAAAUUAAUUCAGACUGAAAGUCAUCGCCUUCGCUCUUUUAAGUGUGUGUGUGUGUGUGUGUGUGUGUUUGUGUGUGUGAAUGCGCUGAGAACAAUGAUCCUGUUAUUAUGUCUCAUCUCAUUACACCAGGACGUGAGUAUGACAAACACUGGAAGUACAUAAAUACAUGUCUACAUGUGAAGUAGUAGAAAAGAGCAUCUUUUGUUUCAGCAGGCAGUUACAACAAACACUUUUUUUUCUUUUUUCUGUCUUUUUACCUAUUGAUCCCUCAAAAUACAUUUUGGGGGGAUUGUAAAGCUGUGUUUGGGUCAAGAAAGUUGCUAAACAUCUUAAGCCUUGCUUGCAAGAUAUCAAAGGAGCGGCCUGGCAGUGACAUUACUUUCAAGGGAUGUAAAUGAAAAAAGACACUUUUGAAGUACAGAGACUGAAAAUAGCUGAAUGAUAUUUCAGCCGACGAUGUUGCUUACUGUGGAUCUGAAACUACAAGCUAUGCAGUGGAAAGUGUGGAAAGUGUAAAGUCCGGGACGGUUGGCUCUUUGUUUAUGCGUUUCUACUUUCAUCAGUUGUACAGGACAAAACAUACCGUAUGCAAAUAAAAUAAUCUGUCACAGUUACAAAUAUCUGACACACGCAUGUACACACCCAGCAGUAAGCAGGUUUAUGGUAGGUUUCUGGUAGAGGACGAAGUAUUGUGAACAUUUUUAAAGGGAACUGUGUUGGAAAAGUUAGAGGACAGACAGGGUAACAGCGAAGGGACUUUAGCCAAGUUAUUAGAGGCAUGUAGAGCAGAUGUCUUACAAUGUUUGUGGCUUACAACAGUAAAUAGUACCAAUUAUUUUAACAGAUGCACUUCUACCCAGGAAUUAAGCAAUGUUUCACAAAGUUGGGGGGUAAUUGUGCAAGCUCUUCAGCUGGAAAUCCUGGGUUGACUUAAUUUACAGGGUCAAAGCCUUACUAUGGAAUUGCUUGCUUAACCCUUGUGUAAUAAUAAGCAAGAAGACAGACAAAUAGAAAU
Trichomycterus rosablanca is the source of this 2505-nucleotide messenger RNA. It is a transcript of the gene tgfb2, whose product is annotated as transforming growth factor, beta 2. Gene Ontology annotation, molecular function: cytokine activity; growth factor activity; transforming growth factor beta receptor binding. Lineage: Eukaryota; Metazoa; Chordata; Actinopteri; Siluriformes; Trichomycteridae. Gene Ontology annotation, biological process: transforming growth factor beta receptor signaling pathway; regulation of cell population proliferation. The transcript has 7 exons. Gene Ontology annotation, cellular component: extracellular region. Bases 94 to 1326 code for a protein of 410 amino acids. The record is from RefSeq and is a predicted model, not a curated record.